Grus americana (Whooping crane) is the source of this 4628-nucleotide messenger RNA. It is a transcript of the gene TMCC1, whose product is annotated as transmembrane and coiled-coil domain family 1. Bases 1823 to 3751 code for a protein of 642 amino acids. Gene Ontology annotation, cellular component: endomembrane system. The transcript is spliced from 4 exons. Gene Ontology annotation, biological process: endosome fission; endosomal transport; membrane fission. The record is from RefSeq and is a predicted model, not a curated record. Lineage: Eukaryota; Metazoa; Chordata; Aves; Gruiformes; Gruidae.
CUUAAAUUGAGCAGAGACCUGCAAUUCAACUUUCUGGAAAACCUGUUACAUGAGAAAAAAGAAAUAUUAAGAGCGAGCUCAAAAGUCAAAGCAUAAUACUAGUUGUAAAGGUACUUGAAGUCAUUUAAGAAAGUGUUAAGUAUGCAAAAAUAAAAGAUUGGUUGCACAUUUUUUUAAUUCUGCUACACAAUUUCUGCAUGAAUAUGGGUAAAUAUAUUUUUUCUGGGACGUAGUUUAUUACUUUGCACUUAAUGUGUUAUUGAUUAAACUGGUCAGUAUAUUUAGAUUCAGUGCUUAUGUUCAAAGUACUGAGAUAAAAUCCUGUAUGAUUCCAGUGUUUUGCUUUCUGUAAGUACUGAAUUUCAUCUUGCCUCCAGCUGAUGGCAACGACAUUUGAAAAAAAAGUGUGAGGCAGCUCUUCUGGUAUUUUUGGAUGCAAAUUUGGAAAGCAUUUUGGAAUAUCUGUUUAACUCAUUGUGUCAGGUUUCAGAUGCACAAAAUUGAGAGCGCUCUAAUCGUAACCUCAAUGCUUUAUGUUUCUGCAGCUGUUUUAAGAUAAAAAUGAAUGCUUUCAAAUCCUAAACAUAUGUUACAUUUCAAAUAAAAUGGUGGUUGUUCUUUUUAAAAGCACAGGCUGCUUUCUGCCAAGAUUGAGGUAGACCUUUGUGAUCUGGUUUCUGUAUUUAUAGAAGCCUAAUCAAAGCUUUCUCCUGCAAGAAAACAAUGAUCAGCUUCUGAGCAUGUGAUCUCAUGGUGCUGAUGUGAAACUCUUUCAGAUACUGUGUCUGUCCUUCCUUCCUCAUGCCUUUGCUGUACUUCUCCAAUAGUGUGUUGCUAUAUAAGUGCUCAGCUGCAAUGUCAUAUAACCAACUCCUGCCUGAGCCCUGCUGGUAUGUAAGGUUGAGCUCUCUUGGAGAAAAGCUGCGUGUUUCCUCUCUGCUAGAGACUGAGCUACACAUACAUGGUGCUGCUUCCUUUCAGAUUGGUUGCUUAAUCUACUUUUAACUAGGUGGUUUUGUUUUCUCUGAGAACUAUGGACAAGACUGUGCCAAUUGAAACCAUUUCACUUGCCUGUUCUUGCUUGAAGACAGAUUUUCACAUCUAGUUUCCAGUGCCAUCAGUGGAUGUUGGCAGUAAUAAGCCAUUUCUUACUAUUUGGAAAUGUUCUGUUUUCUUGCAUAUGUUAAAUACUGUGAAGUUAGGUAUUCUACAGGAAAAUCAGGUAGGCAGAGCAGACAUUACAUUUGAAGCGCAAAUUCUCAGAUCUUUGUCAAGGAACAGAAAUAAUUCUGCCAAAAAGACUAACAUGCUCUUCAGAAGUUUAACCUCGUGUUCUGUUAGAUAUUAUUAUGGGCUUGUUCUUAAUAAACAAAAACCCACUGGUUUCUCCUUGCUUCUCCCCCUUUUGAACAGCUUUUUUUACCUUUCUUGCUUUCCUAUACCCUUUGUGCUGGGCUUCUUCCCCUAGGCGAUGAAUGACUUGUCUCAUACAAGCUUUGGCUUCUGCAUACAGCCUAGAUGCAACUAAUACCACAUGGAGGGAUGCUUGGAAAACUGAUAAAUUUUGUUUUGUUAAUGGCAUGUUUUGCGGAUUGGAUUUUUAACCCACUACUUUCUGCAUGGAUGUAUAAUAAUGACUCUUUUGUUUAACAUUAGAUAAGCAUGAGAUCACCGUGACACAGCUGCAUGUGUAGUCACUCUUGAAGCAAUUGCACACCUAAUUGGCUGACAAUCUUGGCAUUUUUAAAACAAACACAAGCCUUUUAAAGACAGGGGACAUAUUUAUGUAUGAAUAGUCAAAUAAACCUGUUGGGUGUCAUCAAUGGAGCCCUCUGGCACUGAACAGUUGUGUGAUGACCCUGAUCCUGGAGGCAAAUCCCAAGAUCAAGAGACCAAAAAACAACAUGAAUCAGAGCAAAAAUUAUCCAAAAUAACCCAUAAUGCUUUGGAGAACAUUAAUGUGAUUGGUCAAGGCUUGAAGCACCUUUUCCAGCAUCAGCGCAGGAGGUCAUCAGUUUCUCCGCAUGAUGUUCAGCAAGUUCAGGCUGAUCUGGAGCCUGAGAUGGAUUUGGAAAGCCAAAGCGUCUCUGCUGAAAUUGAUGGUGUCUCCACCCACCCCACAGCUCUGAACCGGGUGCUCCAGCAGAUCAGAGUGCCACCUAAAAUGAAGAGAGGGACGAGCCUGCACAGCAGGCGGGGCAAGGCAGACGCCCCAAAAGGAAGCCCGCAGAUCAACAGGCGGUCUGCCCAAGAUAUUCAAUCAGGUCGACCCAGAUCGUCAUCUACCACAGAUGCUCCCACAAACUUGUCCGUGAUGGAGAUUGCUUCUUCUAUCUGUGUAGGUGGAGAGGAGGCCACAGCAGCAAUCGAGCGAUUGGAAGUCAGCAGCUUAGCGCAGACCUCCAGUGCAGUGGCCUCGAGCACUGAUGGCAGCAUCAAUGCAGACUCUGUUGAUGGCACCCCGGAUCCUCAGCGAACAAAAGUGGCUAUCACACACUUACAACAGAAAAUACUGAAGUUGACCGAGCAGAUCAAAAUUGAACAAACAGCCCGUGAUGACAACGUGGCAGAGUACCUGAAACUGGCCAACAAUGCAGACAAGCAGCAGAGUGCCCGCAUUAAGCAAGUGUUUGAGAAGAAAAAUCAAAAGUCAGCCCAGACCAUCUUGCAGCUGCAGAAGAAACUAGAACAUUACCAUCGAAAGCUGCGAGAGAUUGAACAGAAUGGGAUCCCUCGGCAGCCAAAGGAUGUCUUCAGGGAUAUGCAUCAGGGUUUGAAAGAUGUUGGAGCAAAAGUCACUGGUUUCAGUGAGGGAGUAGUAGACAGCGUAAAAGGUGGGCUUUCCAGUUUCUCCCAAGCUACGCACUCAGCAGCAGGAGCUGUGGUUUCCAAACCCCGGGAGAUUGCCUCCCUCAUAAGGAACAAGUUUGGGAGUGCAGACAACAUUGCUAAUCUGAAAGACUCCUUAGAAGAAGGCCAGGAAGAUGGAACAGGAGGCAAGGCUCUAGGUGUUAUUCAGAACUUUCAGUCAAGCCCAAAAUAUGGCAGUGAAGAGGAUUGCUCCAGUGCCACGUCGGGCUCUGUGGGAGCCAACAGCACGACAGGGGGCCCUGUGGGAGCUUCUAGCUCCAAAACAAACACUCUGGAUAUGCAGAGCUCAGGGUUUGAUGCAAUACUGCAUGAGAUUCAAGAAAUUCGAGAGACACAGGCAAGACUGGAAGAAUCAUUUGAGGACCUUAAGGUUCGCUAUCAGAGGGAUUACUCAUUAAUAAUGCAGACUCUGCAGGAGGAGCGGUACAGAUGUGAAAGACUCGAAGAGCAGCUAAAUGACCUGACAGAGCUCCACCAGAACGAGAUCCUCAAUUUAAAACAGGAGCUGGCCAGCAUGGAGGAGAAAAUUGCCUAUCAGUCUUACGAGCGAGCCCGGGACAUCCAGGAGGCACUGGAAGCGUGCCAGACCCGCAUCUCCAAGAUGGAGCUGCAGCAGCAGCAGCAGCAAGUGGUGCAGCUGGAGGGGCUGGAGAACGCCACGGCCAGGAACCUGCUGGGGAAGUUCAUCAACAUCCUCCUGGCUGUUAUGGCUGUCCUCCUUGUCUUCGUCUCCACUGUGGCCAACUGCGUCGUGCCCCUCAUGAAGACUCGCAAUAGGACGUUCAGCACUUUAUUUAUAGUGGUUUUCAUGGCCUUUUUGUGGAAGCACUGGGACGCCAUCACCGGCUACUUGGAACGGUUCUUGUCGCCCCCCAGAUGAUGGCGGCAGGAAUUGGCUGCGUCACCCUCCUCCCGCGCUCUCAGUGAGCAAGCGUGGCAAAGAUUAGUCAGCAACUACUCCGCUGAAGUUUUAAAGUGUCCGAGUGAAUUUGUUUACAUUUAGAAUAACGUUUUUUCUCUGCGAGAUGCAUUGCAAUAGUAUUUUUUAGAUUUUAUUCAAGAACUCUUUUUGGCGAGAAUCCUGGAUAAUUUUUAUGUAGCAUGGUUCUCUUUGGAUGCAAAUCUUAAGAUUCUUUAAAGUGUACAAAAGAAAUAAAUAAAAUACAGAAAUUUGGAGCAUACCAAUGGGCAAUUUAAAUUGUGGCUUGAACUACUGUACUAAACCUGUCAGGAAGAAGAGAGCGUGGUUAGCUUAAGAUGAACAAAGCUAAAUCUAGUGCACAGCCUUGAAUGAUGGUACCACAGCAAACCUGUAACACUAAACUUUUACUGUGAAGUCUGCUCACAUUCCAUGUCCAAAUGUAUGCAUUCAGAGUGAUUUCUUUCCUUAACAAGAGAAAAAACAACAACGCGUGGAUCUCUUUCCCAGCUCAGCGUCUGGGUUCACCAUUUGUGCUAACCUGACUUACAAUAACUUUCUAUAAGGCUGGCUAACUUGGCUAAGCAUAUGAAGUGGAAGCCUCAUGCCAUACACAGUAACUGCACAGUCGUGAUACAGUAUUUUGAAGUAGUCCUUGAAAUACUUAUCUUUAAGCAGAAGCCCUUGGUCGCACUUUUAAGGUUUUUUUUAUAUAUGUAUAUUCACAGAUUUAAAAAAAAUCCGAACAGCAUACUUGAAGAGUGUAAUACUCAAACUCUCAGUGCUUCCUUAUUGUUUCUAAUAGGAUUUUUUAUUAUAAUUAUUAUUAUUAUUAUUA